CCCCUUGACCUCUACCACCUACUAUACGCUCAUCUCAACCGAUCACCUCAGUCAUACGCAUAAAACAUGAACGAACCUCUUCUCAGAGAGCUUGAGCGUGGCUUUGCUGAAUUGCUGUUGAAUAGUAGCAGAGUAGCCAAUGCCCCACAAACCGCCGCCAACGACCCGGAUACAAGAACCUUCCCCUCCAAUUGCAACCAGGAGUCGACAACGACACUUGAUGCGACAGCACAAAUCAAUCCGACUGCAUGUGUGCGCGAAAGACUGCCGCAGAUAGCCAACUAUAUAGACCAGCUCGACCAUCGCGGCAAGAAACUCGCGCGCGACGAUCGCAAUACUCGUAGGAAGCAGGAGAGGGAGAACAGGACGCUUUGUGUGUCUUGUAAGCAAAGGAAGCCACCCGGCACUGCGAUGUUUACCUGUUCGCUAUGCAAAUCUGUGAACUAUUGCUCGAAGCAGUGCCAGCGCGACGACUGGACAAGCGUUCACAGACAAGAGUGUACCACUUUUGCCCAUCCACCCCUCGCGAAGUCGUUCGAUACAUCGCACCGCCUUGAUGUACCAUGGCCAAUUGAUCCGGUCUUCGCUUCCACCCAUGAGGACGGUGUCGGCAUAUGGGUGUCAGUAUCGACAUCGGAAGACAUGAGCGCCCUCCUACAAACCGCAUGUACACCUCCCGAAGGACUCAAGACAGGCCCACAACCAUACGGACCGCCAUCCUUUCUGCGCUGGGCCGGUCUGCGUCCGGAUAGUCCACAAAAGCGCGAAUGGGGAAUCGAGGUCAAGAAAUACAUCGGCCCCACCCUGGCCAACCUGCGCUUCGUUAUACAGAACAGGCGAAGGGAUGGCCGCGCGUUGGUUGUGACGGGGGCGGAAACUGCCCUCGUGGCAUUCGACCACCUGAAGGGGUGUAUCUUGCUCGAGGAUCUCUCGGAAGUCAUGUUCGAGACGAUAGGGGAAGGGAAACAGCUCAUGCACGUCCUCCCAUGGCGAGACUACAACAAGCGCUUCCGGGUCUCCAUCCUCGAGAUCAACGGCACGCUCGCCUCGCACGGCCACUUCUCGCCCACGACCGACGAGUACGUGUGCGCCGACCGACCGACCGGGCCGCCCUGGGAGCGCGUCGUCAACUGGGACAUGGCCGACAUCGCCCUCGCGCCCGGCGACUUCGUCGUCUUCUGCGCGCAGUACCGCGUCGGGGACGGGCACAGCUGCGACACAUAUCCGGAGGCCAUGACCCGCUGCGGCGGCGUCAUCGCGCAGUGCUACCUCACCGACGCGAAGGGCACCGACUGCGACUGGUGCGGCUCGGCCGGCCGCCAGAUGCUCCUUUCGCGCGCCUUGGCGCACGGCCGGGCGGGACUGCCGCCCAACGUGAUCGUGCUGCGUGCGGACAUCGACCACGACUACCUCGACGAGUAUUACAAGCCGUACUUCGAGGAGGGCCUGAAUGCGUUUUCUGCGCAGCGGUACGGGAAGGCUGCGAAGGCGCAGAGUGAUCGUUUGAAGAAGUCAGGUCCAGAGGAGUUCGAGCGGAUGCUGGAUACCUUGCCUCCGGAUGCGCGCCGGAUGUUCGUAGGCAUGUAUAGUAGUAUGACGGUCGAAUGUAUGCACGCCGGUUCGGCUCCUGGGAUCUGCGUCAACACUUGGUCCCCAUCCAAUCCUGAAGACAAGUUAUGGCAGUGCGAAACUGCAAAGCAUGCAGAGACCCUUGCCUGUAGGUCACUUUUUCACAAGAUGUCGUACCAGAUAUCUAACUUGAUCGGCUUUGUUGAUGGUGGCAGAGAGGAAGUCACGCGCGACAUCGUAUCGUCACCGGACGACGAGCCGACGGACAUCGCUCUCCUCCCUAUCCUUGCUCGAGAGCCUGUUGUCAACGGCACGUAA
This is a messenger RNA of Schizophyllum commune H4-8, 1887 nucleotides long. RefSeq lists its product as uncharacterized. NCBI's taxonomy places the organism in Eukaryota, Fungi, Basidiomycota, Agaricomycetes, Agaricales, Schizophyllaceae. Gene Ontology annotation, cellular component: nucleus. Bases 67 to 1887 code for a protein of 606 amino acids. Gene Ontology annotation, molecular function: DNA-binding transcription factor activity, RNA polymerase II-specific. The transcript is spliced from 7 exons. Gene Ontology annotation, biological process: regulation of transcription by RNA polymerase II. The record is from RefSeq and is a predicted model, not a curated record.